Messenger RNA from Cydia strobilella, 312 nucleotides. Its product is annotated as serine/arginine repetitive matrix protein 1-like. The coding region runs from base 1 to 312 and encodes 103 amino acids. The record is from RefSeq and is a predicted model, not a curated record. Lineage: Eukaryota; Metazoa; Arthropoda; Insecta; Lepidoptera; Tortricidae. The transcript has 3 exons.
AUGGUGGCCUCCCCCGCCGGCUCGGGCUGCGCGGCGCGCUGGCGCGAGCAGCAGGCGGCGGCGCUGGCGCUGCGCACGCGGCGCGGCACCGCGGCCGCCAGGGAGCUGUCGCGCCGCUACCCCAACAACGCGCGUCGAGCGGCACGCCGCUGUGGUCGAACGCGGCGGCGGGCGACUGCAGCCUGCCGGCGGCGCGCGCGCUCGGCGCCGCGUGGCCGGCGUUACUCGCCGCCGCCGCCGCCGCCGCCGCCGACGCCGACGCGCGCCCGCCGACCGCCGCCGCCGCCGCCGCCGCCGCCGCCGGAGCGCUAG